Messenger RNA from Plasmopara halstedii, 862 nucleotides. RefSeq lists its product as uncharacterized. NCBI's taxonomy places the organism in Eukaryota, Oomycota, Peronosporomycetes, Peronosporales, Peronosporaceae. The record is from RefSeq and is a predicted model, not a curated record. Bases 151 to 351 code for a protein of 66 amino acids. The transcript has a single exon.
CAUGUAUCGUCUAGUUACUUAAAAUAAUGAAAAUAGCAGGCUUUAAAAUUAUGUAUGUUUUGCACUUGUUACUUGUUUCGCUGCUUGAUAGCUGAGAUGCUCUUAAGGCGUUUCAGAUGUCACUGAGCGCCUAAUUAUUUUCAAAAACCAAUGUUAAAUUUCAAAUGCGAGACCCAAAUCCAUUUAGAUGAGCUGCUGGCUAGCUGCUCUCUUGGCUCCGCCUCACUUAGUUAUCUUUCUCUGAUCAUGAGCAAACAAAUAGCGCUGAGUUAUAAAAUCUGCAAGGGGAUGAUAGCUUUGGCUGUAUGUUUUUUUUACCUGAAGCGGCCUCUUAACAAGUGUCAAUCUUGAUUUAUUCGGCAUAAAUGCAAUGCAAGCAUGGUAAAGGUAAGGUGAGAACAUGACCCACACCAUGUCAAUCGUAUGAUGGUCUAGAAAACGACACCACCCCAUUUUUUAUGCUGUUACAGGUUCAAAGCUGGACGAUUUGGCCGCUCAGCCAUUGCUUUGCUCGUGAUUAGUGUCUUGUUCUAUCUCGCUGCAAAAACUCUGUGAAAGUGGAAGAAGAAGUGAGCACUUUGGACAGCGACAUCACGGCUUGCUCAAGCGAAGAAUCAUAGUAGGAACGGUGCUGCUGCGGGUUGGCUGGAGAUUUAAUCAGAUAGUGGCUGGCAGAGUUUCAGCAAUUUGGCAGUCAAAAGAACAAGCCUGAUCGAGAUCUUCAAACAAUUUUUCAAUCGAUUCAGAGAAUAUGGCAAUUGAGAGCAACCAAUGUAUCCGUUCGUGCUGUUUAAAAUACAGGGACUAGGCGAGGCACGGGGAAAGCAAAUAUGAGUCACAUGAAAAAAAUAGAGAGGCUAGG